UGUUGGGUUAUCACUUGAAGAGCAAUGGAGAUGGACGACAUGGGUCUUGUGGAAUUGUUUGGUUACGACGAGCUGGAUAGAGAAUUACUCCUCAGCCAAAAUAAUUUGUCUUCAUCUUCGCCGGAAUAUUGCGCGCUAUAUGAUUUCCGUGAUGAGAUGACACCAGAGGAAGAGUACUCCUACAGCGAACAAGUUUUGAAGAGUGACGGCUUUGAUGUUUCUGACAUCCCUGGCGUCAAUUGUCUCAACCAAAUUCUACCAUGCAAGAUAGACUACAACUAUGAUGAGUAUAAACGGUAUUCGCAGCUCGCAAUAGACGAAUACAAUCGUCGGUUCAAGGAUGCCAAUGCAGAGUUGGAGUUUGUUAAGGUCUUGAAGGCAAUGGGUCAGGCUUCGAGGGGAAUCAGGUAUUAUAUAACCUUCAUGGCCAAGGAUCUUGGCGAUGGAGGCGAGAUUAAGACGUAUCAAGCUGUGGUAUUAGAUGGUAUAGACUCUGUGACAGCGAAAUCCUUUAGGCUAAAGCCCCCCGAGGAUGAGCCAGAAUCUUGCAGCCAUGGGAGACGGUGGUUUUGGGAAAAUCACCUUUGAAUGGUUAGUUAGUAUUUUUAUAUUAUAUCACGGAAGCACGAUUUGUUUACUCAAAUGCUAGUAAUGAUUUCCAGUAAUUGACUAUUGCUUCUUAUGCUGUUGGUGCAAUGAUAUGCAUUACUGAAAGCCUUUGUUGAUAAUUGUUGGGUUAAAUUUUAAAGAUGCACCAGAUUACUGUCCUUCUAUCCUUUGUUGCUCAAACCAGUGCUGGGUGUCUCUUUUAUUCUGAACUCUUUCUUUCCCAUCUUCUGGAGAUAGGUAUCCAUUAUUUUGUACCUUUCAUGUCUAUCUUUUUCUAUCUGUAUUUCAUUUUUUGUCUGGUUGUACUCUGUUAGAUUAUAAAUGGGGAGAGAAGAUCGGAUGUGUUGUGCCCCCUCCAAGAAAGUAACAUUUGAAGUGAAAUAAAUUUAUCAUAGCUUGACUUCUCGUGAUAAUUCUCAUAUCCCACAGAAGAUUACUUGGAGUCCUGCGUUGGGGGAAAAUCUUGCUUACGAUAAUUUAAGGAGGUGAUGGACGAAGGUGAUAAAUUGGUGCUUUAUGUGUGGGAGGAAUGGGGAAACAAUGACUCAUUUGAUACCACUUAUCAAGAGGUUGUGCAGCCCCAGAAUUACUCCGAACUUUGUUUCUGGAUACUUGGUGCCAAUAAAAUAAACGUAAAUAUUAUUCUAUCAAAAAAAAAUUAUUAGAAUAGUUGGAAGAUGUUAGUCUCAAACCUCCUGAUUUAGUGACUUCAAUAGAUUUUGUUUUUUUUUUUUGGCAAUUCUAUAUGCAUGGUUUUAUGCAGACCACUGACCUUUCUUGGUUUCCUUUAGCUGAAACAUGUUGUAUUUGAAGAUCUUUCGGAGGUGAAAUGCGUAUCGAGUUUAACAAUGCUGUUGGAAUUCGGAAACAUGAAUUAUACAAGUUAAAUGGAAAGAUGGUGCUUCUAGUGUUUAUUUAGACAUUCUAAAGUUGGCCUGAUGUUGCUUAUUUAAUUUUGUUUUCAAAACUCCUUUGCUUCAAGCCUCUAAUGGUACCUUGGUUAAGUGAGAUUCUGCAGCGUGCUUUUGUCAGUGAGAUUAUUUUCCUUGUGUGGGAGAGGGAACUUCAGUAAAAAAGAGAGAACAUAAUUGGUAAUGAUGAGUUCUUUGUG
Messenger RNA from Juglans regia (Persian walnut), 1720 nucleotides. RefSeq names its product multicystatin-like. NCBI's taxonomy places the organism in Eukaryota, Viridiplantae, Streptophyta, Magnoliopsida, Fagales, Juglandaceae. The record is from RefSeq and is a predicted model, not a curated record. The transcript is spliced from 4 exons. The coding region runs from base 25 to 588 and encodes 187 amino acids. Gene Ontology annotation, molecular function: cysteine-type endopeptidase inhibitor activity.